Rotaria socialis is the source of this 2457-nucleotide messenger RNA. The record is from the annotation of a GenBank genome assembly. Lineage: Eukaryota; Metazoa; Rotifera; Eurotatoria; Philodinida; Philodinidae.
AUGAAGUUUCCCGAUUUAUCGAUGUCAAAUCCUGUUCGACUUCGUGAUCUUAUCCGACAAAUACGUUCAGCUAAAACAGCCGCAGAAGAACGUGCUGUGGUACAAAAAGAAUGUGCCUAUAUAAGAGAUGCAUUUCGUGAUGAAGAUAAUACAUGGAGAUGUCGUAACGUUGCUAAAUUAUUGUACGUUUCAUUACUUGGUUAUCCAGCACAUUUUGGACAACUUGAAUGUCUGAAACUGAUUGCAUCAACACGUUUUACGGAUAAACGUAUUGGUUAUUUAGGAGCAAUGUUAUUACUCGAUGAACGACAAGACAUUCAUGUGCUUAUCACAAAUUCUCUAAAAAAUGAUCUCAAUCAUUCAAAUCAAUAUAUAGCUGGUUUAGCAUUAUGUACAUUAGGUUCAAUAUGCUCACCAGAGAUGAGUCGUGAUUUAGGUGGCGAAGUUGAAAAAUUAACAAAAUCAUCCAAUCCAUUUAUAAAGAAAAAAGCUGUUCUUUGUGCUGUCCGCAUAAUACGAAAAGUUCCUGAACAAUUUGAUAUUUUUCAAAAUUCAGUUCGAAGUUUACUUAGUGAAAAAAAUCAUGGUGUUCUUCUUGCUGCUAUAACUCUUAUUAGUGAAAUGUGUGAACAAAAUCACCAAGCUUUACAAAUAUUUCGAAAAUUAGUUCCAAAUCUUGUUCGUAUUCUAAAAAAUUUAAUUAUGUCAGGUUAUAGUCCAGAACAUGAUGUAUCAGGCAUAAGCGACCCAUUUUUACAAGUACGUCUUCUACGCUUAAUGCGUAUCUUAGGUCGUAAUGACAUAGAAGCAAGUGAAGUUAUGAAUGAUAUCUUAGCACAAGUAUCAACAAAUACCGAAAAUAGCAAAAAUGUUGGCAAUGCUAUUCUAUACGAAACGGUUUUAACAAUUAUGGAUAUUAAAUCCGAAUCUGGAUUAAGAGUUUUAGCUGUUAAUAUAUUAGGACGAUUUUUACUCAAUACCGAUAAAAAUAUUCGUUAUGUUGCUUUAAAUACACUUUUACAUGUUGUCCAGGCUGAUCAUAGUGCUGUGCAACGACAUCGUGCAACAGUUGUUGAUUGUCUCAAAGAUGCUGAUGUAUCAAUUAAACGACGUGCAAUGGAAUUAUGUUUUGCACUUAUUAAUUCGAAUAAUAUUCGAACAAUGAUUAAUGAAAUGUUAACAUUUCUUGCAACUUGUGAACAAGAGUUCAAAGCUGAUUGUACAUCUAAUAUGUUCUUAGCUAUGGACCGUUUUGCACCAUCAAAACGAUGGCAUGUCGAUCAAAUGAUUAAAGUUCUUACAACGGCUGGCAAUAGUGUUCGUGAUGAUAUUGUAUCAAGUUUGAUUGGUAUUAUAUCAUCAUCGCCGGAUUUACACGGUUAUACAGCACAACAACUAUUUAAAAUGAUUCGAAAUGAUAUAACUCAACAACCACUUGUUCAAGUCGCAUCUUGGACAUUAGGUGAAUUUGGAGAUUUAUGCGUGAAUGGGCAAUAUGAACGUGCAGAAGACGAAGAAAAUAUACAAGUUACAGAAGAGGAAAUAGUUAAUAGAUUAGAAAAAAUUUUAAAUUGGUCAAUAAGUACAGUUGUUACACGUGAAUAUGCAAUAAAUGCGCUAAUGAAAUUAAGUACUCGAUUUCCCACUUGUUCCGACCAAAUACAAUCCAUGAUGACUGUUUAUGCUUGUAACAUGAAUUUAGAGUUGCAAACGCGUGCAGUCGAAUACACAUCACUUUUUACUAAACAUAACCAAAUCAGGUCGAGUAUUGUCGAACGUAUGCCUGUUCUUGUCAAUAAUCAAACAUCAACUACAAAUAAUGAAGAACAAACAUAUGAACAAGAAGAAUCUUCUUUGGCCAGCAAACCUAACUUUCAAACAACAUCGGAUGUCAAACAAGAGCCGGUGGCAGAUCUAUUAAAAAUUCUCGAUGAACCUUCCACAACACAUACCAGUCAUGAAUUAUAUACUCAUGAUAAUAUUUUUGAUGUAUUAAGUUCUCCAAUUGAACAGCCAAUCUUAUCAUCGAAUCCAAUUGAUGAUAUUUUUGGUAAUAAUCUAUUAAACAAUCAAACGACCAGUUCUAAUGGUAUAAAUUCAUCUAUUCCACAAAUGACAGCUAUUGAUAAAAAUGGUCUACGCAUCAUAUUUCAAUUUGAAAGAAAAGAUAAAAACUUAUUUAUUCAUUUACAAGCAACGAACUCAGCAAAAAUACCAAUAACAAAUUUUGUUUUCAAAGCUGCUGUACCCAAAACAUUUAAUCUUGAGUUACUGCCUCCAACUGGUACAACAAUUCCAUCCAAUAAUUCAGGCGAUGUUCGUCAAACAAUAAAAAUAUUGAAUCCAAAUAAGGAAAAACUUCGCAUGCGCAUUAAACUUAAUUAUUCUUUUAAUGAUUCGACACCAAUAAGUGAUGAAGCAGAACUCAAUGCAUUUCCUGAACAGUGCUACCAUUAA